Molecule: messenger RNA, 1413 nt
Organism: Salvia miltiorrhiza (redroot sage)
Lineage: Eukaryota; Viridiplantae; Streptophyta; Magnoliopsida; Lamiales; Lamiaceae
Product: protein DUF642 L-GALACTONO-1,4-LACTONE-RESPONSIVE GENE 2-like
Exons: 3
Coding region: 167-1276 (369 amino acids)
Cellular component (GO): cell wall; plasma membrane
Source: RefSeq, a predicted model, not a curated record
UUAUCCACCUGCACUUCUUCUUCUUGUCCCUCUCUCACACACACGCACAUUAUGCUAUAUAAAUAUAGCUAGCAAUGAUGCUCUAAUGCUCAUCAUUACCUUCAUCUAAGAACCUCCUCCCUCUUAAACAACAAAACACACAUCACACUUACACACACACACACAAAUGGCUAUGAAGAUGUGUUUUCUGCUCUCUGUGUACUUUGUCUGUGCUGUUUCAGCCAUUGCACCACCUACUCCUCCUUUGGAAGGGCUCCUACCCAAUGGGAAUUUCGAAGAACAACCACAUGCCCAAAACAUAAACGAAACAGUGCUCCGAGGCAAGAACGCACUGCCCAAAUGGGAAAUCAACGGAACGGUGGAGUACAUCUCCGGCGGCCCUCAGCCCGGAGGGAUGUACUACGCUGUGGCGCACGGCAUCCAUGCCAUUCGCCUCGGCAGUGGGGCAUCCAUAUCCCAGACGGUCCGUGUGAGGAACGGGUCGCUCUACGCACUCACAUUCGGUGCGUCGAGAACCUGCGCACAAGAUGAGGUGCUGAGGGUGUCGGUGCCGGGCCAAACGGGAGACCUCCCAUUGCAGACGCUCUACAGCAGCAACGGCGGCGACACCUAUGCUUGGGGAUUUAGGGCCUACUCCAAUUCUGUCAAUCUCAGUUUCUACAACCCUGGCAUGCAAGAAGAUCCUGCCUGCGGCCCUCUUUUGGAUGCCGUUGCCAUCAAGGAGCUUUUCCCUCCAAGGCCCACUUUAGUGAACCUGGUAAAAAACACUGGUUUUGAGGAAGGUCCUCAUAUCUUGAUCAACUCUUCUCACGGCGUCCUCCUCCCGCCAAAACAGGAGGACUGGACCUCCCCCCUUCCCGGCUGGAUCAUUGUGUCGCUAAAAGCUGUAAAAUUCAUAGAUUCAGAGCAUUUCAAUGUCCCAUAUGGAAGAGCUGCAGUAGAACUAGUUGCAGGAAGAGAGAGUGGCAUUGCCCAAAUCAUCAGAACAAUCCCCAACAAAACCUACACUCUCUCGUUCGUCAUUGGAGAUGGCAGGAAUGGCUGCCAUGGAUCCAUGAUGGUUGAAGCAUUUGCUGCUCAAGAGGCAAUGAAAGCUGCUUUCAAAUCUCAAGGGAAGGGGAAUUUCUCGACUUACAGUUUCCAGUUCACAGCAGAAAAGAAUAGGACGAGGCUAACUUUCUUCAGCUCCUUCUACCAUACCAAAAUCAACGAUGCUGGAACUCUCUGCGGCCCUGUUCUCGAUCAAGUCCGGGUUUUCCCUACUGCCAACAUUUAAUCAACCUGCAUAUUCAAGCUACUCCAGACACACAGCUUAGUAUAAAUUCAAUAGAGUUCUAGCAAUAGCAAUUCAGCUCCCGACAAGGCAUAUCAUUGCAAACUUUAAUUUGAUAAAGUACUAGAUUUUCAAUGUUC